This is a messenger RNA of Chara braunii, 1991 nucleotides long. The record is from the annotation of a GenBank genome assembly. NCBI's taxonomy places the organism in Eukaryota, Viridiplantae, Streptophyta, Charophyceae, Charales, Characeae.
CGAUGAGUAAUCAAGAGGAGAGCAGAGAGUGAGAAACAAGAAGACACGAGCAGAGGGAGAGAGAGAGAGAGAGAGAGAGAGAGAGAGAGAGAGAGAGAGAGAGAGAGAGAGAGAGAGAGAGAGAGAGAGAGAGAGACUCAUCGAUCUGCCUAAGUCUCAGAGAAAAGGAACCGUCGGCAUUCCCAGUGUUUUUUCUUUGGCGCGGGGCCCGCGUGGGGGGCGGAGAGAGAGAGAGAGAGAGAGAGAGAGAGAGAGAGAGAGAGAGAGAGAGAGAGAGAGAGAGAGAGAGAGAGAGACAAAGACUGGAAGCGCUCCUCAGCACCGUCGAUGUGUCUUCAUCAGAUCUUGGUGCAUCUUCUCCCCCUUCUUUUUCCAUUUCGGGGUCGCGUCUCUCAACGGGUGACCACUUUGUCGACCUCGUUCUCGGUUGGAACGCUUUUUAGACUGCUCGAAGCGGAUUCAGCAGGAUGUUUACGCCCGUGUCUGCAGUUCUUCUUGCUCUCUCCAGACGACAGCCAAACCAACAAAUGCCUGCAUUGAGUUUGCAGGAGCUGAUAACUGCAGCACGGAGUCAUUGCGGAGGACAAAAAGUCGAGCUGACGCGUUCCAUUCAGGAGUGUUUAGAUAAGCAGUUGAUUCCAAAUCAGAUAGUUGUUUGCCGAAUGGGAAGGUAUAGUUUGACGGACGACGGCGAGAGAAAACUUCAGCACAUGCUCCGGUGCACGUGGGAUGAAGAGGCAAUAAUGCCCGGCUUAAAAUCUCCUCCUCCCCCACCACAGUCGCGAAACAGCCAAGCGCGGGGCGGAGGCAGAAAGUAGGCAGAGAGAGUCUAACAUUCUAAGGGGCGCAGUUUUGACCAUUCACCUGGUUGCAAUGCAGGUUGUUUUUGACCAAGUGUAGUAGCGCAGCGGGCGGCGGCCCGAUCUAAUUUCGACACGCACUUGCUGAUGGCAGUUUUCGUUGAAGAAGAUGAUUAAAACUGUCACAAUCAGUUUGUACAGUUUAAAUUUUAGUUUGCGAGUUUUUCGCCCGUAGACAAGUCUUAGAGAGAAAAACAGUGAAUCAAAAGGCGCACAGUGCACAGCGCGAUUGCGGUGCAAGAUGACGUCAGAUGAAAUUAGGUGACAUUUGUUUCGUUAUGUUCAUUUGUCUAACGAAUUCGGUCCAUUCUUUGCAUGUGUAAAUGAGAGAGAGAGAGAGAGAGCGUAGGGUAUUAUGAGAAUGGCGCACUUGUGUAGAUGGUUUUCUACACGACGUCAGAUGAGCCCAGAUGACAUUAUUUCAUGACGUACAUUUGUUCAAUGAAUCCGCGGUGCGUGAAAAAAACUUCAGAAAAGACGCUCGAUUUGCAGUUACAAAAAAAAGUCAAAUUGCUGACAGGACAGUUCUCCCUGGAGUUGCACUUGUGAACAUUCACUCCCCUCUUGAAGGGGCUGAAGCCAAAUUUGUCGCCGAGUUCGAACCCAUGGUGGAACGAUGGGAUGGGACCAUCUGGGACUGAAUCUUCGUGAAGAUUCUGAAGUUUGCGGUGUGACCACAUUCUUUGUGCGCUGGGUGGAGCUUCCUUCCGGGACACCUAAACUCACGAGCUGCUUGUGCACUGGGCAAUUGUUUUCUCACUCCUGGUUCAACUCAGUCGGUGUACGAGGACUCGUACCUGACCGUAGUUAACCUUAUCGGUUAUCUUUGGUCAUUCUGGAUCGUCUUCCCUUUCCUAAUGGAGUAACUGCUCAGGGUAGUAGUCGUUCAUUUCUUUCACCGGUGCCGUUAAUUUUCAUCGAAUGUAGUCGGAUUUCUGCGAGGCAAGGUUGACACACGCAGGCAAGGAAAACGGAAAUUAGAAAGUUUUGCUUCCAAGUCGGUGGAGGACAGAAAGGGUUCUUGGUGGGGUCUGUCUUGGUCGUGAGGUAUGUGGACGUGAGCGCGUUCAUCAUCUGGAGGUCAUAAUCGUCUUCAUCGUCUCGAGUUGUUAAUCAAUAUGCCAUUUUUUA